Molecule: messenger RNA, 936 nt
Organism: Trichomonas vaginalis G3
Lineage: Eukaryota; Parabasalia; Trichomonadida; Trichomonadidae
Exons: 1
Coding region: 1-936 (311 amino acids)
Source: RefSeq, a predicted model, not a curated record
AUGGAUAACGCAGAUUUAGAAAAUUUAAUUGAUGAUUUAGUACUUAAUCAAAAUUUUCUUAAUUAUUAUGAAUUAAAAUCAUAUCUCCAAAAACAUAAUAAAAAUAUAACGGGUGAUGAUAUGGAUUAUUAUUAUUCGUAUUAUAAAAAUGAAAUUUUGAAAUAUCAUGAUAAAAUAAUUUCUGAAAUUAAAGACAAAAUUAAAAAUAAUGAAUAUACAAAGGGAAAAACUAAAUCACAACUUAAACAGUUGAAAGAUUUCAAAAAUAAAGUAUUAACAGAAGAAGAUAUUGUUGAAUUAUAUAAAUUAUAUAAUCCUGAGCCGCAAAAGCCAAAGGAACAAAAACAAAAGAAGAAAAAGCCGAGCUCUAAAGUAGCAAAUGUUCAACAGCUAAAGGUGCAAAACACCCAGGUCCUUCAGACCAUAAAUGAUGCACAAGCUUUAAUUUAUGAUUCAUUAGUUAAACCAUAUUCAGCCCGACUUUUAAAUGAAGAUCAACUUUUGGAAUUCAUCCUUCAACAUAAACUCGAAGCGGGAAAGUAUAUCAAGCCUUUAUAUACAGCAUAUUUAAAACAAAUGAAUAGAAUACAUCCAGAAUUAAUGAAGGGAGGAAUGAAAUCCAAAACUUCAUCAUCCAAAAUCAAAGCGGAUAAAAUUAAACCACUUACAACACCAAAACCUCCAACGGUAGUACCUCCUCCUUCAGUUAAUCCUUCAUCAUUCACUUUAUUAUAUCCAUUUCAAACAUUAAAGAAGCAAAAAGAUUUUAAAAAGGAUUUCAAGAUAUUAAAUAAACCAACUGACCCAAAAAUUCAACCAUUAAAGGAAAAAUUCAGUCGCCCUUCAUUUGCCCCAUAUCCAUAUUCAUACGAAAUCGAGCAUCUGGAAUAUUCAAAAGGAAACGUUACUUAUUUAUUCGCCAUUAACAUUAGUUAG